Bursaphelenchus xylophilus (pine wood nematode) is the source of this 1813-nucleotide messenger RNA. The record is from the annotation of a GenBank genome assembly. NCBI's taxonomy places the organism in Eukaryota, Metazoa, Nematoda, Chromadorea, Rhabditida, Aphelenchoididae.
AUGCGACCGUUCAUAAUAUUUCCGCUGGUUUCCAUUGUCAUAAUUAUUGGAAUUUUGAUUAUGAUUAUUAUUAGGUAAGCGCUAUAAUUUUCAUAUUUUAUUCAGUGCUACUAGCACGUUUCCAAAGUCGCUGAGUGAUUUCUGCAACAAGCACUGUGCGAAAACAAAAAUUUACCUUGCACGUCAAGCUGAGCAGUCCGGUAAUCAGAAUAGACUCUUCGCUAUCAGUUUUGUACACUUAGUCUUGAUUUCGCAGAGAAGACAAAGAAAGGAAGCGCAAAAACGUAAUCUCACGCCUAAAAAAAUCCCCAUUUCUUCCCCGACAAAAAGUUUUUUCACGUCUUUUUUGGCGAGUUGCCAAUCCAUUCACCGGACUUUUUUACAAGGAAAGUACUUUUAUGGGGGCUCCUACUUUUUGACGGGACAUAUCUCAAAAAAUCAGAAAAAAUGUGCUGAUCAAGGAUAUAUAAAUCUUAGCUGCCCAUUUUGGGCUUUUAGGGGUGAAAAUGCCCAAAAACUGGCUUAAUUUCCCUACAAAAGGUGCAGGCAUUCGAAACGAUAAAAAGCGCACUCGGUCUCUUCCUUCGGAAGAGAGCGGUGUGGCCGAGUGGCUAGUGCCGUAGUCUAGGAAUCAAGAGGGGGAAUGCCGCACGGGUUCGACAUCCCUUUUGGGCCGAAUCAACUUUUUUUGAAGAUGAAGGUCGGAAAAAUAAAUUUUUGGGCCAAGACUGAUUUAUUACGUCUUAGAAACUCAAAAAACAUCAUUUUAAGCCAAAAUAAAAAUUGUAAACCUGUGAAAAAUUAAGCGAAAAGGGGUUUAUAUAGGACUUUAAGACAACUUCCGAUUGAGUUUUCACCCCUAAAAACCUAAAAUGGGCAGCUAAGAUUUAUAUAUCCUUGAUCAGCACAUUUUUUCUGAUUUUUUGAGAUAUGUAACGUCAAAAAGUAGGAGCCCCCAUAAAAGUACUUUCCUUGUUAGCUUAUCUCAGUUUGACGUGCCUUGCACCGUUCAAUAUGCUUUUUUGGGCUGUCGCUCGCACCCUGACUUUUCUGCACAGUGCACGUUGCCGAAACCACUCCAGCGACGGAGUAGUUGCAACACAGAUUUUGGAAUUGAAACGCUCAGAUUUUCUUUAAAAUUUGCACACUCUAUGGGCAUGAACCGAAAAAGAAAAGAUUUCCGAGAAGAUCUUCGAUUUUCCGCAAUUUCCGAGAAGAUUUUGCGCGCCUUGCAGCGACAGCGGAAAUAGAUUAGAAUAGAUAUAAUCAUCCUUGUGUCCGAUGGAGUACGCGAAAAAGAGAAAAUGUCGAUUUGACUUUUUGGCCCAGCUAGUAUCAGUCUGUCGGGAAAAUAACGGCGGAUCGUCGCGCCUCGGAAUCGCCCAUCAUCGCUCUGCGACCGAAAGCCGCGGCUGGGGAUUUGGUGCGCGAUAGCGGAUCCACGGUAUUUUCCCGACAGAGUGAUAUUUUUGGUUGAAAAAACUUAACAUUAUUUCCAUCAACAACAACUAAGCUAUAAAAUAUCUAUAGAAGCGAAACAAAAUUUCCUUGAAAAAUUGAAAUAAUAUUAUUGUAUUUUCUCACUUUCAGACGUAACCAACAACGUUCCAACAUGCGAAGUCAAAAUUGUGUCACCGCCACCUACACCGUGCCCGGCGCCGAGAGCGUAGUGGUCUACCCGUAUAAUUCGUAUCAGCCUCAGGGUCCGCCAUAUCCGCAAACCUUCCAAAGUCCAUAUCCAAAUCAGCCGCCUGCCUACUACCCUCCGCCGCCACCAGCUUACUCUCCGCCCAAAGCUCCGGGACAAUUUUAA